AUGGGUGACUUAUUUUUUGGGACAUAAUUGAAAGAAAAAAAAGUUAAUAUUCUUACGAAAAUUGAGCUCAUAUUUUUUUCUUCCUUCUUCUUUAUGUUUGCGUAAAGAUGAAUUCAGUAGCAGCGCAAGAUAAUAAGAAUGCGGAAAUUAUUAGUAAUAAGUCGAUAAAGAGAAAUCGCGAUAGCAGCAAGCAUCCUGUUUUUAGAGGCGUUCGAAUGAGGAAUUGGGGAAAAUGGGUGUCAGAAAUUCGCGAGCCACGUAAGAAAUCACGUAUUUGGCUUGGGACUUUUCCAAAUCCAGAAAUGGCAGCUAGAGCUCAUGACGUGGCAGCUUUAAGCAUAAAAGGUAAUUCAGCUAUACUUAACUUUCCUGAACUAGCCGGUUUACUUCCUAGACCGGCUACACUUAGUCCGCGUGACAUUCAAGCAGCCGCAGCUAAAGCCGCAGCAAUGGACAAGUUCGAUGAUGAUAAUAAUAAUAAUAAUAAUAAUAAUGAUAAUACUUCUCCGAAUAAUUCAACUUCGUCAACAUCAUCAAAUAUGUCCACAUCUUCAUCUUUAUCAUCGCUGGUAUCGGCGAUAGAUUUGGCAACAUCAGAAGAAUUGACGCAAAUAAUUGAGUUACCGAAACUAGGUACAUCUUUUGAAUUGAAGAAUGAUUUUGUUUUUGCGGACUGUUCCGCUAUGGAAACAGGCUGGUUAUAUCCUGAAGAUGGAGGAAUGAUUUCUACCUGUUUUGAUCCUUCUUUGUUGUGGAAUUAUUAACGUAACCUCCUUG
Molecule: messenger RNA, 777 nt
Organism: Solanum lycopersicum (tomato)
Lineage: Eukaryota; Viridiplantae; Streptophyta; Magnoliopsida; Solanales; Solanaceae
Gene: ERF-H8
Product: ethylene response factor H.8
Biological process (GO): regulation of DNA-templated transcription
Molecular function (GO): DNA-binding transcription factor activity; DNA binding
Source: RefSeq, a predicted model, not a curated record